Messenger RNA from Plasmopara halstedii, 674 nucleotides. RefSeq lists its product as uncharacterized. The transcript has a single exon. The record is from RefSeq and is a predicted model, not a curated record. Lineage: Eukaryota; Oomycota; Peronosporomycetes; Peronosporales; Peronosporaceae. The coding region runs from base 101 to 508 and encodes 135 amino acids.
GUUCAUUUCAAGCUAGAAAUAAUACUAAUAUUAUCAUGAAAUAGUCUGAUCUAUUUUCAAAGUGACCCAUUUUGAUCAAAGAAAGCUUAGAUGCUCAAUAAUGGAAGCUGGGCAUGAAAAUUCCUCAAAACGCAGAGACAGACUGAUGCACGUAUUUAUGAAAAAAUCACUUUAUCACCUUAGCUCGCUGACCACACCUUUGGAAAUUCAUACUGAGUUGUCACAUCUCCCCGAAACUUCCGGCCAACAACACAUAAUUACACCAGCACAAACGUUGCACUCCUCUGACAUCGUUCAUCAAUCUUAUUUUAUGACACGAUUGAAAGCAUAUUUCGAUGCGGCAGACAGCAAGACAAAAAGCGAUCUUCAAAGCAUUUAUUUUGCCAAAAUGCAGUCGAUGACACAGAGUGAAAAGUCCAACAGCCCGCCCUCAACCAGAAAGUCGAGCACCUAUAUUGAAAUAGCUACCUACAUGGCUCUAUGGGUAAAAGACAAAAAAUUACCUUAAGCAUUUGACGUGGAUGAUUUGUAUAUAUUCCUGGAGAAAUUAAUUUUAUAUGGCUUUUCACGCGAUGAGGUGGAAUUAAUAUUCCUUACAGCUGGGUACGAAAACUCAAAAGUUCAAACAAUUUUGGAUUCAUACAACAAACUCAAGGCGGAGUGGCCGAUAGAGA